This is a messenger RNA of Amoebophrya sp. A25, 973 nucleotides long. NCBI's taxonomy places the organism in Eukaryota, Dinophyceae, Syndiniales, Amoebophryaceae. The record is from the annotation of a GenBank genome assembly.
AUGGGAGACUACACAAAGAUGGAGAGCGGCCAGAUAGUACAAGCCUCGUUUCUUUUUAUGGAGUGGGGAUUUUGCACGUGGGGAGCGCCAGAAGCAGCUUGGCGAAAAUUUUUGCAGUUUGGAUGAUGGUGAGGCGUUCCACCGAAGUAGGCAUAUGCAAUCAGUGGGCUGCCUAGCUAGGUGGGAGGCAAAUGGCCAGCGCCAGGCUCGCGGAAGCUCGAGGAUUGCACGCAGCGGAGAGCGUGGAAGCUAUGAGUGCGACAGCCUGGCACAAGCUGCCGACGAGGGCGCAGCCCUUUCGAGGUCUUGCGCGAGGCCCCGGGGGAAAGUGAUUGACUAGUAGGAGCUUCUUGCCACUAGGUUCCGAGUGGGGGCCGCGACUUCCUUGGGGACUUUGCACAAGCGACCGCAAGUUUUUGGCUUGCCUCCUGGAAAGUCAUGCCUGUGCAAAAUCCCCAAAUCGCGGCCCCCAAUUUCUAUCCCCACUAGAUGGCGCAUUUGGGGACUUUGCGCAAGCGCCUCACUUUCCGUCUCAAAUUUCUCGCAAGCCUCAGAAGUCGCCAGAAAUUUGAGACGAUCCGAGCCCUCCUGUCCGAAGGGCCGGAAGGAGCGACAGGUCUGGCCAUGGAACGGCAAGCCAAGCUCCCGCCGCUUGCAUUCUCCAGCUGCCGCGAUCCUUUCAGGCCGCGCGCUUCUCUACUAAAUAGCUUGGUGAGCUAGCGAAACUGCCCGCCUUUAUCUACCUUUUCAGAUCACGAAACUUUAUUUUUUCCAGCAGCCUGCUAUUGGUCCCCGCCAUGUGCAAAAUCCACAUUCCAUACUUUUUACCGGUUUGGGUAAGGAACUGCCGCAGUUCGCCGCGACCUACAAGGCCUGGACCUGGACACCCCAUGACGCUGCGCCAGGGACUAAUCCGAUAGGAGAGAGGUCGGCCACAUAUGAGGUGAGAGAGGUGGGACUGGGAACCCUCAAG